UUAUUCAUCAAAUUUGCGAGCCAUACUUGAUUAACAGUCUAUAUAUGAGCAAACAUUCCCAUUGAAAGCCAUCAUUUAUAUAAAAGCGAAUUCUCGGGUUUAAGGCUCAUAUUUCUCAGUGGACAACCCUACCAAAACAAACGCUGCAUGCCAACAAAUGUCACUUCCAAUUAGUAAAUAAGGCACGGGUCCCUUGGAGCGCGUGUCGAACUUUGAUUUCGAUUUCGAUCAGGGACUCUAUGAAAAAUUAUGUCUGAGGAAGAAAUAUGGUGUGCGAGUGAUUUUGUCACGGUGAAGACGGAAACUCCCGAAAUGUCCGAGGAAGAAAUAGUGCCGAAAGACGAUUUAGUCGCGGAUAAAACAGAGAUUCCGGAAGAGUCUGAGGAGGAAGUGUUGUCGGAAAGUGAAUUUAUCGCGGUGAAAACGGAGAUUCCGUCCUCCUCAGAGGGUGAGGAGUGGUCGGAACCUUUGCGACGAGUGAGAACGAAAAACAGGUGUACCUAUGAAAACUGUGGUCAAGUCUUCAGGAGGGGUACGCACCUGGAUCGACACGUGUAUCAAGUGCACACAGGAAUCACCCCGCUGACUCCAAGGUCUAUAUUCCUGAAACUCAGCCUUGCAUUUCCUCCGAAUUCUCGACAUAUAAUGGCAAUAGCUAACCACUUCAAAACUAGCACGAAGAAAAAGCAUGCCUGCACUUACGAGGGUUGCGAUAAACGUUACAUAAUUUUAACACAUCUACAACGGCACAUAAAAACAUUUCAUGAAAAGGAGCAUGAGAAUCAUGUUAAGCGAUUGCAAUGUACGGUUCCAAGUUGUGAACGAUAUCUCAACACACGGACGAGUUUAAUACGCCAUAUUCGCCAAUUCCAUGAAAAUCCGAAAAUAUACAGUUGCGAAGAAUGUGAAUAUACUUCAAGGCACAAAUUGCAGUUUCAGCGGCACGUCCAGAAACAACAUCGGACAGAAGAGAAACCUUUUGGCUUGAAAAAAGAUAAAAUUUACAAUUGCCCCGAGUGCAACGAGGAGUUUCAAAGAUGGUCAACACUGCAAAAACAUAGGAAAAUUUUUCACGCGCCAACGUGUUUUAUCUGCGAUCGUAAAUUUUCAAACAAGAACCAUCUGAGGACACAUCUCAAGGAUCACAAUCGAAAAGCAGAAAAACUCAAAUUCCCAUGUCCAUAUGAUUAUUGUGAGCGCUCAUACCAACAUCGACGCAACCUAAACGUACACAUAAACAAUUUUCACAAAGGUAUUCGGUUUUUGUGCCCAAUGGAAAAUUGUCAGAGUAGCUUCGCGACCAAUCAAAAACUCAAUGCCCACAUUCUUUUGCAUAAGAGAGAAGUCGUUGUUGUGGAACGAAAACCGCAGGCGGAACGGAAAGAUAAAGGAAUUAAGAAAAUAUCUACGCUUUCAAUUCUAACCGGAAUCGAUUUUGAUAACAAGGAACAAAAGGUAGAUCUGGACUAUAGCAGCUUCGUGACAACAAGCGACAGUGACGGCGAGGAGAUUCGGGUCCCGAAGAAGUUCCACAUAAAACUAGAAGCGUAACAUUAUAAAGUAAUUUUAUUGUUAAUAAAACUAAGUAGUUAAUUUUAAA
Molecule: messenger RNA, 1600 nt
Organism: Hermetia illucens (black soldier fly)
Lineage: Eukaryota; Metazoa; Arthropoda; Insecta; Diptera; Stratiomyidae
Product: transcription factor IIIA
Exons: 4
Coding region: 250-1551 (433 amino acids)
Biological process (GO): regulation of transcription by RNA polymerase II
Cellular component (GO): nucleus
Source: RefSeq, a predicted model, not a curated record